Molecule: messenger RNA, 1399 nt
Organism: Ictidomys tridecemlineatus (thirteen-lined ground squirrel)
Lineage: Eukaryota; Metazoa; Chordata; Mammalia; Rodentia; Sciuridae
Source: RefSeq, a predicted model, not a curated record
AAACUUAAAAGAGCCAGUCCGAGCCCGCGCGGAGCAGCUGCUCUCUAUUUACAUGUAAACCGACCCGGCAGGAUGCAAUUAACCCUUUCCGGGGCUGAAGUGUCAGUGGGCAGCGCUCGCCGCGCCGGCUAAAACUGGUUCUCUCUACUUUCGGGAAUCCUCCGACACCGAUCCAUUCAGAGGCAGACCACGAUGUCUUUAUUUUUCCUUCUUAGGAUUGAUGAUCCAAAGUGUUGAACUAACUUUCUAAAAGCCAGGGACAAAGCGUAAUCUCCGUUCCUAAUGGGAAAGCCGGGUUCUCCGAGUCGCUCGAGGUGACUGGACAAACCCAAGCCCAAGAUCCACGGACAGCACCGAGUUUUGAGACCUGGGGCGGGUAUGAGCGCGUAGCCAGGGGCGCGGAGCAAGGGGCGUCGCUGCUCCUCCCGCCGGUCGCCCUAGGGAAGUGCGGCCCGCCUAGCCUCGUCGCUCCGGUAUCCUCGGGGCAGCCCCCGCUCAGCCUCGCGACCACGCAGAGUUGGUCGGCCGCUCCUUGACCCGCAGAUGUCGCUGCCCCUCCGGCUGCCCCAUUGCUUUCCGGCGCUGCGGCAGCCCGUUGUCCUCCGGCUCCCCUUCUUCCCAGCCCCGGUUACGCCGCCGCCAUCCCCGGCUUGGCCCCUGGAGCUUGACUGCAAGCACCCAGGCGACACUCGGGAGGGCUGCUUGGAGGAGAAGGCUUGGGUAAAAGCCAGAGGCCACCCAGAUGGCGGCGCUCUGAGCUACAGCACCUGCACCAUCCCCCAAAGCCCCAGGUUUCGGGGCCCGUCGCGCGCGCUACACUUCCCCGAAGCCCGGCCUAGGCCCCUGCAGGCUGCCUGCUCCUGCUCUUCCCUGUACCCAGGGUCCUGGAGCUGUGCCGGCGGCCCACAGGCCACCCGCGCUCCGCUCCUCGGCCGUCGCUCCUCCGCCCCGCAAAGCUACAGGCGAGCUAAGGACCGCCAGCCUGGCGCUUCUGGAACAGCCAGUGCGGGCAGAAAAAAGCCAGAGCCAAGAGUAAAUAGCCAAAUUGAAUGGAGCUGGAGGAGCAUCGAGGAGGCGACGCCGCCUCUCCCAGUUCACUGGACUUUUGCCGGUAGUGAGUUCGCAGGCCUCCGUACGCAUCUUGAGAAGAAAAGUGGAAAGCUGGGUAAACUGCCUAGCGCUUCAACAGAAAAAUCUCAGGGAAACUGCAGAAAUUUGGCCUGGAAUAAAAAAAGGAGUGGACAAGCCCAGAUGAACUGUUAAAGAGUUUACAUCAAAGAAUCUUUAAGAACUAAAGAGCUUCUUCUAUCCAUCCCUUUUUGUCUCCUCUUUGCUCAGAGAGAAAAGGGGAAUUACUGAAAUAAUUACAAUAGGAUAAUACAUUGUGAACACUCUGCAA